Molecule: messenger RNA, 375 nt
Organism: Cladophialophora immunda
Lineage: Eukaryota; Fungi; Ascomycota; Eurotiomycetes; Chaetothyriales; Herpotrichiellaceae
Exons: 1
Source: RefSeq, a predicted model, not a curated record
CUUAAUCUCGCGGACGCUGCUCGCCAUCACCACGAUGAUCACUCUAUCCCAUCACUGUUCACAGAGCUGGUUGUUUCCACGGACGCAGACUCCGAUUUCGCCCCUGACCAUUUCGGCGUUUCGCCUCCUUCCCCGUCCUCUGAAGAUGCUGUCUGGCUUGACAACCCUCGACACCUCGAGAUUGCGGAACAAGCAUUGAGGCUCACGCGGGAUGCGCGCCCUAAGGAAGCACGGCGACUCUUGGAGAGCGAGAACUUGAAAUGGGUCCGGGACAAAGACUUUUGGCUAUUCGGAGGUGGUCCGAAAGCCGAUACCGACACGGUGAGAUACCGUGCACCACGACAUGUUGAUACAGACCAAUGGGCUUGCAGUUGA